CUCUGCACCUCAAGGAUAACAUUUCUGUCCUUUUGAUUGGCCGCCUCACUGCUGCAAGAUUCUAACCGUCUUAUUUUGAUGAUGAAUACGAAAGCACAGUAAGCCGGGCUGGAGCGUAGUGUCUCAGGGGCUGCGCUCCUUCCAGAGCCCAAGGACUUACAGCUUCCUCCGCUGCCUUGCUGUGCCAACAACCCCCCCAAAAAAAGUUGUGAUGCUUUUCUUCACCCAGUGCUUUGGGGCUGUGUUAGAUCUCAUUCACCUCCGCUUUCAGCACUACAAGGCUAAACGGGUGUUCUCCGCCGCUGGGCAACUUGUCUGCGUUGUAAACCCCACGCACAACCUAAAGUAUGUGUCCGGCCGAUGCGCCGUCACCCAGAGCGCCCCGGAGCCCGGCAGCUUCCCCCCUCACCUCCUCCCCCCACUCCUCCGCCACCACGCCCGCCAGCCCCACCUCCGCCACCACGCCCGCCCUCACCACCACCCCCCGCACCAGGAGGCGGGGCUACACGCUGCCCAGGUGACGCCCUGCACCUGCCCCUUGUUCUCCUGCCAGUGGGAAGGCCACCUGGAGGUGGUGGUGCCCCACCUGCGGCAGAUGCACAGGGUGGACAUCCUCCAGGGAGCCGAGAUCGUCUUCCUGGCCACGGACAUGCACCUCCCGGCACCGGCCGACUGGAUCAUCGUGCACUCCUGCCUCGGCCACCACUUUCUGCUGGUGCUUAGAAAACGGGAGAGGCAUGCAGGGCACCCCCAGUUCUUCGCCACCAUGAUGCUCAUCGGGACCCCCACCCAGGCCGACUGCUUCACCUACCGCCUGGAGCUCAACAGAAACCACCGGCGUCUCAAGUGGGAGGCCACCCCCAGGUCUGUGCUGGAGUGCGUGGACUCGGUGAUCACUGACGGGGACUGCCUCGUCCUCAACACCUCGCUGGCCCAGCUCUUCUCCGACAACGGCAGCCUUGCCAUCGGGAUUGCCAUCACUGCGGCGACGGAGGUCUGCUCCUCGGAAGCCGAGAUGUGAAGCAGAGGCCCCAGACGGUCACGUGCAGUCCCCGCUUCCCCGAGGAACUCUGCCUGGGCCCUUGGAUCUCAGAAGGCCAGGACUCCAGGCUCCUUUCUAUCCUUCUCCCUCCUUCUCUCCUUCCUUCCUUUCUUUUUUUGUCUCAGGUACUUUGUGGUAUUUGGUAUUCGUCUGCCAUGGGCAUUAUAUUACGUAAACAUCUUGUGAUUCAAGAUCUGGGUGUGAGGUUUGUCCUGAUUUGUUGGUAUAGUUUUAUAGAACACUUUUAAUCGGAUUCAGUCAGAAUGGUGAUUUCUCGCCACCGUCUCCUUGCAAUUCCCUUCUCCGCUGCUUCUAAAUUGAGCAAAAGUCACCAAGGUCACAAAGCAGACUCUUGGGGUUGAAAGGAGACAGUGUCCAAAUCAUUUCUUGCUUCUCUUUUUAAUCUAUUUCAGAGUGAGCUAACUCUGAAAUGCGUGCCGACAGCAGAUUAGGGAACGGGACCUGGCCAGCUCGGGGGUAUGUAUUUCAGACCAACCAGACGCAAGUCUGCCACCUUCCCAGGAACCUCAGGGGCCACGCUGCCUGGACACAAGGAGAUGGCGUCUCCUCCGAAGGCCAGGGCGCCGGACUGCAGGCGUCACCACGCCAUGUGUCCUCUGGCUUGAUCCCGGGGCUGGGGGGAACGGGCAGAGGUUGAACCCUCUUUUGCCAGGCUGUUAUGAGCUUGCUGUCAGCCCGGGCCAUCUUUUCCUGCUCCGAAAUCAAAGGCCUCAAGGGUUUGGUGCUUUCUUGAAAAUCUCUUUGCCGUCUGUUGAGCAAUUCAUAGAAAAGGAUGGGCAAGAUGCAGGGGGAGAGAAGCAGUGGGAAAAGCGAAGGAUAAAAUGAAUCUCCCACCUCUGGGAGGGCGUUCUCUCCUGAGAGAGCUUUAUUAUCAAGUUAUAAAAUCCACCAAUCCUUUCCCUGGGGUGGAGCACGUUUGUAUCAGGCAAAGAGCCCUCUGUGCCCUUGACAGUUCAUAAGCAGAACCACGAUUCGGCAUCAAACACAAGGAACUUGAAGGGUGCGACCAGGUCCUCUGACCUGAAGGGCUGUCCCCAUCACUCAGACACCUGAGAGGGUCCUCUUUCCUUCCCUUACUUCUAAAACGCUCCGAGGGCCCCGUUCAGCACACACACGCUAUCACUGGUCAGUAUGCGUCCAGCGCCCCGUUGCAGUAUGAAUGAAGAGGCCACGAAAAUCCAUACUGCCUCCAGGCAGAUGGCCUUCUCUCAUUCGGCUGUCAGAACACUUUGCCAACCUCUUCUUGUGGAAGUCUCUCGUGUUUUUGAAGAAAGUAAGCAUGUUCAGUGGAAGCUUCUGAUGGAAGCUGAUACCUGUAAGCCUUCCCAGUAGGUCCUCUUCCCCCUCCUUUUGGUCAUUUUUGUUCUCCCCUCGGCCAAUCCCUGGUUGCAGCAGCUACACGGACGGGGCCCCCAACGCCCACACGACGCCCACCAGUGGACCUUUCACCAAGCAGACGUUGCUCUCGGUCCCGUUCCCUCCCCUGGCCAUCUCGGCUGGGUCCUGGCAGGCCUCCCAGUGAGGAUUUAGUUUCGGGCAGCUUUUGCCCUGAAUGGCCAUCAGCAAUCUUUUCUCUGCCAAAAAUAAUUGAUCCAGAAACACAACACCCUUCCCCCCAACAACUGGGUAAUCCUGCAGCCACCUGUGCUGCCAACCCGCGGCUCCAGCUCUGCAAGGGCAGGGUCGGUCGAUAGAGGAGCUCGGAAUGCAGCCCCCUCUAGUUAUACAGUAACCGCUGGGGCCUGGGAUCUGAGGUUUUGUUCUCUAAGAGCCCUAAGGAGACCAAUAAACAUCGUGUCACUGAUUGAGGCAAACGCCAGGGGCGCAGUCCCAAGGAAAGAGUUGUAAGCUCCUUCCUCUUAGUGCUGCCAGAACGUCCCACAGGGCACCAGCAUCCCCCACCCAGAACCGCACCGCCGGCCUGGGAACAAGCUGAGGCUGGCUGGUCCACGUGAGGAGAGACUGGCUCCUUACUUUACCCCCAGGCCCUUCCCCAGAACCUAAGACCUCCUUGGCUGUAAGUCUGAUGCCUCCAGAGGCUGCAUUCCUUCCAUGGUUCCUGAUUCUCCACCACUUGGAAAACAUUUGUGUAGCAUCACAGGUGCCCCAGAUAAACAAACCAACCAAACCUCGUUAAGAGUAUAAUUACCAUCCACCGGGCCUUAGGGCGCGUGCAAACGCCACCUCUGCCCUCCUGUGGUGCCAAGUGAGGAGAGCCUGACCGAGAAUAACUUCAGGCUAUUAGUAGCGCACACAGGACUGUAUUAUGAAUAAGUGAUCCCAGGUCGGAAGGGAUAUGUUUGGUUCCUAGAAACCUUUAGAUUAAAGGGUAGAGGUGUGUUAUUUUCAUCCAUCUACGGUGCUCCCAAGAAGCCCUUCCUCUCUAUAGCCAUGUGUGAAGAAUUGAAGGAAAAGGAGCGAAGUGGAAACAAGGUACAGGGAUUAGAAAAUGGUACCAACGAAGUGCGCUGUGUUGAGAUUUACGGUCACAAAGGUUCCCUCAUUUGAGACUCAGGAGAAUCCCCGUCAGCGUCCUCCGUAUACAAAAAACACAGAAGUUCAGAGACACGAAACGACCUUCCCAAAGUCACACACCAAGUGUGUUGGGACCACAGCUUGAACCUGGCCCACCGACAGCAAACCUGGUGUUCUGGCCAGAGGAAGACGAACCCAGAGUAGUCAGCACGUUCCCACCUCGUCAGUGGACUGGGGUCCCGAGGGUCCACUGGGUCUUGGUUCGGGGAGCAGGGAGAGUCUGAAGUAGCUUUGCUUUGAGAGGCAUCUCAGCUCGAAGAACUGGUCAACCUGGAAGCAGGGGGAGGGGUGGGGGGCAGGGGAACCAAGGAGUGGGGUCUUCAGUGGCCUCAGGCCCCUUCCUGUAUCACAUCGCCCACUGCAGGUUCCUCAUUUUUAGGUCCCCAGGAGUCCACCCAACACAGAGCCCUGGGAUCUGACUGCCUCAUGCCCACCCAGAUGCCGACUUGAUACCCACCCUCUAAGGAGUACAGUCAGCCCUCUCUGUCUGCAGGGCGUUGGGUCCUCGAUACGCCCCACACCCCCACCCCUGGAUACCAAAAUCCACGGAUGCUCGAGUUCCUUAUACAAAAUGCCAUAGUACAAUCGAAGCCCACAGAUGCACAGGGCCAACUGCAUUUGCAUUUAAAACGUAGGCCUAGGGAUAUAUGUGAAAAGAAUCUUAAAAAAGAGUGGAUAUAUGUAUAUGUAUACCAGAUUCACUCUGCUGAACACCUACACAACAUUGUAAAUCAACUAUACCCCAAUACAAAUUACAAUUAAAGAAAAAAAAAGUAGGCCUCGGGAGACGGCAGCCCUUAACAGCAAGAAAUGAGUUACCAGCAUUUGAACUUGAGGCAGGAGGUGUGAAGAGAAGGUCAUUCCUGCCCUUGAGGCUGAGCCUGCAUAAAUGGUCAGUGCAGAAUGGAAGUCAGGCCAGGCAAAGCAGAUUGCCUUUAAUUAUCCUUCUCUCCAUGUACCUGCAGCUGGGAUAGACCCCAUCACUACCUGUGGCUAUCGUGGACCUUUAAGAAACGGAUCAGGUUAAUAAUAAUAAUAGUACUCAUGGCUACCACUUAUUGAGGGUUUACUAUGUAACCUAGUGAGCUAAGUACUUUGAGCAUAUUAUCUCAUUUAAUCCCCAUAACAACCUUAUGAAGCAGGUACUAUUAUUUCACCCAUGAAGAAACUUAAGCUAAGAGGGAUUAGACACUUUUAAGGUCACACAGUAGCAAAUGGUACAGCUGGGUCUGGAAUUGAGCGUGUCUUGCUCCAAAGUCCAGGCUUCAGACCAAUACCAACUACGUCAUUUCUAGAAAUUCAUGGACCCAAGGCUCAGAAGGACCAGUCAUAAAUUCUGAAUGGCACAGAGGCCUUUUAGUAGAGUUGCUUAAAUGUGCCCUUUCAUUUCUUCCCUUUCUCCCUCUUUUCCCAGACCAAGACAGAACGGUGUGCUACAGCUGGCUUGUGUAACAGUUGUUAAAUUUUUUAGGAAUUUUACAAACUGUUAAGCACAGCCACUAUCAAAAAUUAAAUUAUAUAAAUUUACAAUUAAAUAAGUUCUAUUAAAAAGAAGGUAAUAAAUACUCAAAACUCAUCACUUCCUAAUUAUUUCACUACUCUUAUUUUCCAUGCUUUCAAGAUUAUUUACCUUGAUCACAUGUGUGUGGUGAACAUACUAUAUAAUGAUGCGCUACCAACCCCAUGUUUGGUGACAUCAUGGUAACUGCUUGAAACUGGCCACGGUGGCAGUGUUCACCCUAUGGAAACUGUCAAUGCUAUAAGCCAGGGUGUUUCCCACUUGGAGAACUAGCUGUGAAAACCUUUACCAGCACACCACUGCCUGGACAGUUCUGGUGCACAUGGCAGGGUGGGGAGAGGGGACUUUGGAAGGAGAAACAAGAUCCUGGUGGCCACGCUGACAGGGAUAGAGAUAACAGCCAAGCUAGCCAAACAGCAAAUUUUCGGGAAAACACAAAUUGUUCCGGAGAAGGGGGUCUGACGCCUCUAAGCAACUUCAAGGGCACUCCCUGCCCUAUUCCAGAUCCUUCCCUAUUGCUGUUAGUGUGGGAAGUUCUAUCUGAUGACUUUCAUGGAAAAAUUAUGGUUCCACAAAACCAACCUACUGCAAUCCCAAUCCCAAAAGUAGGACCAAACUCUACAAAAUUAGAAUCUCCCAUUGCUUGUUCUUAUAGGUCAUUUUUCUUACCUCUGUAUAUAGAGCAAAACCUAAAGAAAUAUUUUACUUUGCAAUUAGAGAUUGGAAAUAUCCAACAUCUGAGAAUGACACAGUGGGCGGUAGUUGCAAACAUCACAUAAAAUGUAUGACCACAGAAAUAGGACCCUCACAUCCUCAAAGCUGAAGGACAAAAAAGGGAACAGAUCAGGGGAUGUUACAUGAAGAACAGAGCCUAGCGCUAAUCUGGCUACUUCACUGCAACCCAACAAGGAGCCUGUUCACAAUCCAUAGUCUACCCAGACCGAUACUCUUUCCAGAUUAAGGGUAUGGUUCCCACUAGGAUAAAAGUCACAAGGAACUCCAGGCUGAGUGCCCUGUAGCAGGCAGAAUCCCCAAGGUCAAUAGUGAAUCAGUGACUCUGAUCCCAGUGGCUUCAACGUAAGUGAAAGAAGUGAGGCUUGUUGAAGCCUCCACUUGGAUGCAAUUUCUGGUGGAAGGGGAAGGGACUGUGGACUGGACAUCAAAGACGUAUGCUUCGAUUAAAGUUCAGCUACAAAUAGCAUCAAGAGUAGAGUCUCCUAGUAGAUUGUUAGACCUUCAGAUUAUUUGUUCUGAAGAUUUCCUUUAAGGAUUGGUGAGCUCUCUAGUGUAUUAACCUGGACAAUGGCCAGCCAAGAAAAACUUCACUAAAAAGAGAUCCAAGAAAUCUGUCGUAGAUAAGCGUUGAUUUGUUUCCCCCAAAUCAGAUUAUCACAUGGGUUACCUACAUGGGUUAGGGUUUGUGUUUUCCAAUAUUGUAUGAAAAUAUUUAACUUUGAGUACUGUACUAUAAACACUCCCCUCCCCUUUUUAACCUUUUCUUAGGGUAUUGAGAUGAGACAGAGAAAGGAAAUUGAGAAUCACUUUACUUGAUCUGAAUUGAUGUAUAUAUAAUUUUCUAGGCUUUCUUAUGAUGUUAAAGACAAGAAGCAGUAGCAGAUUUAGAAUUCUACUUUCUCUCUACUCUGUCUCCCAUGAAAAAUGUCAUUAAAUUGCAUUUGAUAUUGUGUCCUCGAA
Molecule: messenger RNA, 6812 nt
Organism: Globicephala melas (long-finned pilot whale)
Lineage: Eukaryota; Metazoa; Chordata; Mammalia; Artiodactyla; Delphinidae
Gene: SIAH3
Product: siah E3 ubiquitin protein ligase family member 3
Biological process (GO): proteasome-mediated ubiquitin-dependent protein catabolic process; multicellular organism development
Cellular component (GO): cytoplasm
Molecular function (GO): ubiquitin protein ligase activity; ubiquitin conjugating enzyme binding
Source: RefSeq, a predicted model, not a curated record